Messenger RNA from Bolinopsis microptera, 2659 nucleotides. RefSeq names its product periodic tryptophan protein 2 homolog. Gene Ontology annotation, molecular function: protein binding. Gene Ontology annotation, biological process: ribosomal small subunit assembly; maturation of SSU-rRNA from tricistronic rRNA transcript (SSU-rRNA, 5.8S rRNA, LSU-rRNA). Gene Ontology annotation, cellular component: Pwp2p-containing subcomplex of 90S preribosome; small-subunit processome. The transcript is spliced from 16 exons. The record is from RefSeq and is a predicted model, not a curated record. Bases 13 to 2529 code for a protein of 838 amino acids. Lineage: Eukaryota; Metazoa; Ctenophora; Tentaculata; Lobata; Bolinopsidae.
AACAGAGAUCAGAUGAAGUUCAGCUAUGAGUUCAGUAACUUGUGCGGUACGGUGUACAAGGGAGGAAACCUCAUUUUCAGUCCAGACAGUAACAAGCUGCUCAGUCCAGUCGGCAGUAGGAUCACUAUCUUCGAUAUGAAGGGCAGCAAGACGGUGACAUUACCAUUUGAAACACGUAAAAACAUGGAAUGUUUCGCCCUGUCACCCUGCGGUAACAUGUUGGUUUGUGUCGAUGUGGAGGGCCGAGCUAUCCUUAUAAACCUCAGAAAAAGGGUAUUACUGGCACACCACAACUUCAAAAAGCCCGUCAGUGCCAUCAGCUAUUCCCCGGACGGAGCCCACAUUGCAGUGUCACACGGCAAGCACGUGCAGCUGUGGUGCGCGCCUGGCACCAGUAAAGAGUUCACUCCUUUCACUCUAGUGCGCACUUACCCUGGACAAUACGAUGAGGUGUCUACGAUAAGUUGGAGCGCGUGUUCCCGUUACCUAGUAUGUGGAAGUGUGGACAUGACAGUUAAAGUGCUCUCUCGUGAACCAGAAGAGAACUUUGUACCCGUUACCCUGACGGGACACAAGCGCAGCGUGGUGGGCGCCUGGUUUGGACCUGGUGGUGCGCAAGAGGUUAUCUCAGUCAGUGCUGACGGUGGUAUGUUUCUGUGGGAACGCAGUGCUCUUACUGGUAAGUGGAGUGUUUUGUCUAAAAACUUUGUGAAUCAAGCUGGAGGAAUACACAUAACUUGUGCUGCUCUGCGAUCUGCUCUUCUGGUCGUCGGGUUAUCCAAUGGUCAGUUCACGUUGUAUGACCUCCCCACAUUUGACCAGAUACACACCCUCUCAAUCUCCCAGAAAGAUAUCUCUACAGUUUCCAUUAGUCCUUCGGGAGAUCUGCUAGGGUUUGGGUGUCGGGGGCACGGUCAACUCCUGGUAUGGGAGUGGAAGAGUGAGACAUACGUUCUUAAACAGCAGGGUCACAGUUACAAUAUGAAUUGUGUGUCUUACAGUCCCGACUCUCUUGCUAUUGCUACUGGGGGAGACGAUGGUAAAGUAAAGGUAUGGAGCACAGAAACAGGGUUCUGUUACGUCACAUUCAACGAGCACACUGCUGGAGUAACUGAUGUGCACUUUAGAAAGACUGGAAAUGUCGCUCUCUCUGCUAGUUUAGAUGGGACUGUCAGAGCUUUCGAUCUUUACAGGUACCGGAAUUUCCGGACGAUGACCUGUCCUACACCGGUUCAGUUUAGUUGUGUCUCAUGUGAUGCUAGUGGUGAGAUUGUAGCUGCUGGAACUACGGACACUUUCCAGGUAUGUACGUGGAACAUGCAGACUGGAAGAUUGUUGGAACUGUUGUCUGGACACGCUGGUCCUAUCUCCUCUCUCGUAUUUACUGAAGGAAUGUUGGUAUCCUCCUCUUGGGACAAAACAGCUCGAGUCUGGGACACGUUUGAGCGGAAGGGAACCACCGACACCCUGACACUUUCCUCAGACUGCACUGCUGUUGUGGCUAGUCCUGACAACACUCAGAUAGCGGUAGCGACGUUGAACUCUGAGAUAACAUUCUACAACCUGAAGUUAGGAGUAACUGUAGGAAGUGUGGAGGGUAGGAACGACCUGUGGGCGGGACGGUCUAAGGACGAUCUCAUAUCAGCUGACUCGCAGAAACUUAACCGCUGCUUUACCAGUCUCAGCUACAGUGCUGAUGGUAGUGUUAUUCUCGCUGGUGGCAGGUCAAAGUACAUCUGUAUAUACAACGUAGAACAAACAGUGCUGAUAAAACGCUUUGAAGUGUCCCGGAACCUGUCCUACGAUGCGAUGCUCCAGUUCCUGCGCAGUGAUAACAUGACAGACCAGGGUCCACUAGAUCUCAUGGAGACAGGAGAGCACGAGCACGGUUCAGAGAUAGCCCUACCUGGUGUCUCCAGGGGAGACUUCUCCAAGCGCAGAGUGGAACCCCAGAUAAAUGUACAGUCUGUACAGUUCUGUCCUACUGGUCAAAGCUGGUGUGCUGCCACGACAGAGGGGCUGUUGAUAUACUCCCUGGACAAUACCCUGACAUUUGAUCCUGUUGAUCUGGACACGGACAUCACACCUCAAACAAUGAGAGCUGCACUCGUCUCAGAAUCGUACCUGCGAGGGCUGGUUAUAAGUUUGAGACUUAAUACAGCUGAACUGGUAGUAGAAGUGCUGGAGCAAGUUCCCCAAGAUCAGAUCCAUUAUGUGGUUGGUGCAUUGCCGUUACAUCACGUCACUUCACUGCUCAAAUUCCUUGUUGAUCAGUUGAGUACGUCUAGACAUCUCAACUUUUACCUCUUGUGGAUCAGCAGCAUUUUAACAACCCACGGUCUGGCACUAAAGAAAAGUUCAUCUCAGAUAAUGUCCACUCUGAACGGAAUCAUAUCAGCUCUUACUGCUCAAACUAGAACUUUGAGUUCACUGUGUGAUAGCAAUCAGUAUUUCUUGGAUGUCAUAUUAACUCUCGGAAAAGUUCAGAAAUCUAACAAUUUGUUGAGCGUUGAAAUGGACGUACUCUGAUGGGAAAAGCUUUUUAAUAUAUUUCCUUUAAUCUUUUUUAGGGUAACUUAUUGUACUUUUUAAAUUAUAUUUUUAACAUGCACUCGAUCAAAUAAUGCUUUUGCUGUCCAAAAUAUCUAAUUUUUUCAAA